AUGACGUUCAACAUCACAAUCGCUCCCAGUCAACACGACUCGGACGACUCUUCCUUCACAGACGAAGAGGACUCCUCGGGAGUUCAGGUUUCGCCACCUUCUGAAGCAGAAAGCCAUGGGUAUCAUGAUCUAUAUGAUGAAUGGACGAAUUUACCUUAUCCCUAUGAACUGAAGCCAUCAGACUCAGCCUCUCGAAACCGAACAUCCUACCGGACUCGAAGUCGUAACCCAAUCCAUCCGCCGUCCACAUCUACAAGCCGCCGACGCUCAGCGAGGCAUCAGAUCGUUCCAGAACGAGAGUCCUUUCACCGCCGAUCCCGUCGUCACCAUUCGCCUGAUUCACCAGAAAGCAUGGACUCGGCCGAGGAAUAUGGUGACUUGUAUCGCCGUAGGUCUCAGGAGCGGUAUAGAUCCCAGGAACGGUAUUGGCCAUCACUCGCGCAAGGCUCAGGCCAUGCGCACAGCCCUUCGCCUGGGCCAUCAUAUGUUUAUCCGAAUAGUGCGGUGCCACAUGCUCCAUUCGUACCCCCAACUGGUCAACACCCUCCAUCAGACCAGUUGAUUAGAGUUGGAGCUCAUAGCCAGGUUGCGCCCUCGAAUCAGUACGGCCAUCCAUUUUACGGGUACAAUCAUCCCAUGCAACAACCUCACGGCAUGCCUCCAUUAUACAUGCAUGAGCACGGACAUGCGGUAGCAGCAGGGCCACUUCGAAGCGACGGUCACAAUCUAGCUCAACAUCCUUUUCCACCUCAUGGUCCCUCGCAUGGUGCCCCCCCAUAUGGCGGACCUCAAAUGAAUCAUCAUGACCUGGUUACGUACGGUGCAGGGGGAUUUUACCCCUUCCGGGAACCCUACGCUAUGGUUCCCGGAAUGAUGCCUCCCUACUUCAAUCCUUAUGCCAGCGCACCAUCGCCUCCCAGCCAAGCUGAAUCCGCUGCAGCGCCAGUCUCCCCAGAGCCUACGCCCGCUCCCGCGCCCGCUCCCGCGCCCGUAGAUCCUGCAAAGGAUGAGGCGAUAGCCAGGCUUGAAAAAUUGAUAUUGGAUGAGAGAACGGAACGCGAAGCCCGCGAUGCGCGUGAAGCUGCGGCGAAGGCUGCCGCGGAUGCUGAGGCGGCUGCGGAGGCUGAGAAGAAACAACGUGCUGCUCACGAGAAGAAGCUCGUCGAGGAGGCUGCUGCUCUUGCUAAAGCGGAGGCUGAGAAAAAAGCUGCCGAAGAGGCAGCUAAGGCAAAGAAAGAGGCAGAAGAGGCGGCGGCGAAAGCUGCUGACGCAGCAGCUGCCGAAGCCACUGAGAAGGCGACCGCGGACGUACAAGAGAAAAUUGCGGCUGCAGUGGCAGCCAGUAAACCUCCAGACAAGAAACCACCCAUCAAGUUCAAGGACGCUCUGGGUAGGAAAUUCAAUUUUCCCUUUGAUCUGUGCCGCACCUGGAAGGGCAUGGAGGAACUCAUCAAACAAGCUUUUCUUCACAUUGAGGUGAUAGGACCUCAUGUUGCAGAAGGACAUUAUGAUUUAAUUGGUCCCAAUGGCGACAUCAUACUCCCACAAGUAUGGGAGACUGUCCUCGAGCCCGACUGGACCAUCACUAUGCAUAUGUGGCCAAUACCGGAAAAACCUAAAGAGGAGCCAGCUCCGCCUGCUGGUGGCGGCACCUCUGAAGGUAGCGCAGCCCCGCCGAGCGAUGCCGCACCUGCUGAGCCGGCAAAGAAAUCAGGCGCCAAGAAAGCACGGCCAAAACCCGGCGAUCCCAGCCCAUUUGCUGUGUGGAUGGUUGGAGGCCCAGCGCGGUUUAAGAAGCAGGCUUUAAAAGCGGGAAAAAAGCCUAAAGCGGCCGACCACGCUGUAUUGCGUGUUGUCUGAUAGGGUCCAGCUCCUUCAAUAUAUCAUCUUGAGCUUUCCUUAAUCAGGUUUGUCUGCUUUAGACGGGCAUGACUUUUCCUCUCGUUGAAACGGGAUUGGUUUCUCAUGCCUGGCGAUGCAUCCUUCUUUUACAGGGAGUUUCUAUUAGGGAGUAUCAAAACAAGAACUUUCAUACUUCGGAGUUGGAGAAGUAUUUUGAGGGUGCAACUAUCCUGCUGAUAUACCCAUAGAUCGUUGGAAGCGAGUUCCUCUUGCAAAGCGCGCGUUUGUAUAUGUAUAUAUAUAUAUAUGUUUUCUUUAUAUUCAGCUCAAGCCGGUUUCAGGCUACGAUCCUGAUAUUAUGUUUUGCAACUCAUCCUUCUUUGAACAUUAGACGGGCAGUGUUCCUAUUAUUUACCACGUGAGUUCUGGAACUGCAUUUGAACUUCAAAUCAUAAGAAUAUCAACUGCGUCAACGUGUUUCAUCGAAGGAGAGGCUGCCAAUUGAACUCCACAUUGACAUCAUCAUCUAGUAGUGCUGUCGGUAACGAUGACCCUGAGGCAAUCGGAAGUGUGGCAUCGCCGCAUGCACUGGCGGAUUGGCGCGGCAAUGGUGUUGAUUGAUUCAAAGCGAGCGAGCUGGGCUUCGCAGGUAUCGGCGGCGAAUAAGCUUUUUGAUGCUCUUCUGCUUUUAGGGGCUU
Messenger RNA from Aspergillus nidulans FGSC A4, 2540 nucleotides. RefSeq lists its product as uncharacterized. The record is from RefSeq and is a predicted model, not a curated record. NCBI's taxonomy places the organism in Eukaryota, Fungi, Ascomycota, Eurotiomycetes, Eurotiales, Aspergillaceae. The coding region runs from base 1 to 1860 and encodes 619 amino acids. The transcript is spliced from 4 exons.